UCGAAAAGAAAAAUCUUGCGUUGGCCAGAGGGAACCUUUUGGAAAAAGGGUUAGUCUGUUCGAAAUCGGUGUCGUGAAUGAAUAAUAUGGCAGAAAGUAAAGGAGUGAUGUUAGCUAAAUCAGUUCAAAAACAUGCAGGACGUGCCAAAGAAAAGAUUUUACACAAUUUAGGAAAAGUCGACCGAACGGCAGAUGAAAUUUUUGACGAUCAUCUGAACAAUUUUACUCGUCAACAAAACAGUGCCAAUAAAUUGCAAAAGGAAUUUGGCAAUUACAUACGAUGUGUUCGAGCUAUUCAAGCUGCUUCCAAAUCCUUAAUGGAUGCAAUAUGUGAAGUAUACGAACCACAUUGGAAUGGCUAUGAUGCCCUCACUGCACAAGCAUCGACCACAGAGAGCCUAUGGUUGGAUUUCUCUCACAAAUUGACCGAUCAAGUUCUGAUUCCACUAUGCACGUACACGAAUCAAUUUCCUGAAAUGAAGAAAAAAGUGGAAAAGAGGAAUAGAAAACUCAUUGACUAUGAUGGUCAACGACAUUCGUUCCAAAGUGUACAAGCUAGUGCCAGCAAACGCAAAGAUGAUGUUAAGAUGACAAAAAGUCGUGAACAAUUAGAGGAGGCUCGUCGAACAUAUGAAAUUCUUAACACGGAACUACACGACGAACUGCCGGCUCUAUAUGAUUCCAGAAUAUUAUUUUUGGUUACAAAUUUACAAACACUUUUUGCAUCUGAACAGGUUUUCCACACUGAAUCAGCGAAGAUAUUUUCCGAGCUAGAAACAAUUGUUGAUAAAUUGGCCACAGACUCACAACGGGGAAAUAAUACACUAAAGAAAUCAACAGCAAAUGCCAUUAAACCCAGCCCAGUGCAAUCACCAGUUAAACAACUAAACAACACAAACGCCAAUAACAGCAGUUACCAAAAUCAAGUAACAACAAAUGGCUCCAGCAAUGCCAACAGUCCAUCAUCCAGUCCUAGCUCACAACUCGAACAAUCAUCACCAAGACUUGAUUCAAUUUCUCCAACGCCAGACACAACUCCAAACGAGAGUGUAGAUAUCAUCCAGAAAGUGAAAUCAGAGCAACGUAUAAGCGUGGCGAGUAGUGGCUCACCACCGUCAUCACCAACAAAUGCAGCUCCCCGAUUAUCAUCGGUAGCAGUGACUCCGGCUUCUGCAGAAGACGAAGAUGAACCAUCUUACCAAAAUACAGCCGUUAUCAACUCUGUCCCACAACAUUUUUCAAUCCAAGCGCCAUUGAGAGGUGGAGCCACCAAUAAUUCUGACAAUCAUAACAAAAUUGUCAAUGAUACACUAAAUAGUCCGAAUGCAAACUCAGGAGCGCCACCAACCCAACAAGCUGCUGCGCCACCAGCUGAUAUCACAACGACAAUUCAAAAAAAGACGAAAGUAACUGAAACCACAGAUGACGGUGACUUGAAAACAACAACAACAACGACGACCACAACAACCGACGAAGCCAACAACGUGAUGAAAACGACGACGACAAAGCAAGUGAAUGGAAAUGGAAACAUCACGAAACAGGACGACGACAAUGCGAUGGCAUUAGGAGGUAAUGACAAUCAUACACCAAAAUCGGAACCAUUUUACGAUGUACCCUUGGGCGGCGGCGGUUCAACAACAGAACUACCACCGGGAGUUUUGUAUCGUGUGAAGGCGACUUACGGAUACGUCAAAGAAGACGCAGACGAAUUGAGCUUUGAAAUUGGAGAUAUUAUUCGCGUCAUAGAAUAUGACGACCCUGAAGAUCAGGAGGAAGGCUGGCUGAUGGGCCAAAAAGAAGGCACGCAAGAAAAAGGUCUCUUCCCUGCCAAUUUCACACGACCAAUCUAAACAAAACAAUUAGGGCAGAUCAUCUCAGCCACUAUCAACAAAAGAGAACAAAAAGAGAGUAGUUAAAUUUUAUUUCAAAAUUCUCUCGUUGGCCAGAUAAACGAGUGUGUGCUUAUAUUUUGUAAAAGAAGAAGAAAACGAAUGAAAGCAACAAACAAAAAAAAAUAGAAAAACAAAAACAAAUAUAAAAAUAAAAAAUUGAUAGGAAACAAAAUUUUUUAAUUAACAAAAAAAAAAUAAAAAAGUAAACCUCUUGUUAUUGCGAAUAUAUUUUUUAGUCAAUAUUUUUCCUGUUUUCAGGUUAAAUGUAAGUUGAAAUCUAGAGUUCUUUUUUUAGGAUUCAUUUAAAAAAAUAUAAAAAAUAAAGAAAAAGAAAAAAACACAAUAAUUUAUUUAUAUAAAAGAAAAAAAAGUGUUAAAAACAAUUUUUUUACAUAAAAUAAUAAUAAAUCCCAAGGUUAAAUAUAUAACUCUCUUAUAGAGGAAAAAAGCAACAAAAGGACACACUCGAGGUAGUUUCCUUCCUGUCUCAGUCUCGUUAAAUAAACCAACAAAAUUUAUACACAAUUUUUGUUUUUGUUUUUUCUAUGUUGUAUUAUUCAAUUUUAAUUUAAUUAGUUAACAAAUUCAUUGAAUCAUUCAUAUCAUAAUAUAAACACACCAACGCGAAUAUAAAGAUUCAGAGUUAUAUUGGAUAACAAAGAACAAAUAAAGAAUGUUUAUUUUUUUGUAUAAAAACAAAAAAAAAUAUGUUGAAAAGAAUAAUAUUUACCAAUUUUUUUGAAUUAUAUUAACACUAAUUUUAUCAUUGUUAUAUUAUUAUUAUUAUUAUUAUUAUAUUCUUUAAUUUCUUAGAAAACUAAUAUAUAUGUUAUUUUUAUUUGUCUGGCAAGGAACGAACAAAAAAUGUAUAAUUGAAUAAUUUUUAUUUGUACUUUUAAUUUUUGUUUCAUUUUAUUGUGUAAUUCAUAAGAAAAUAUAUUGUUUUAAUUGUUUUAUUAUUGCUAUAACUACAACAAAAUAGAUAUACAGACACAUACACACAUGAAACUAUAAUAAUAAUUAAAAUAAAAAAAUAAUACAUUUUUAAUUUAAACUACGUUUAUAUAAUUUUUAAUAAUAUUUAAAUCAAACAAAAACAAAAAUACAUAAAUAUCUUAUAAUAGUAUACAUCAUACAUCAUUCAAUUAAACAAAAAUAAAAUAAAAAUUACAAAUAAAAUACCAAUAACAAGCGAACAGUAUACAGAAAACAGAAUGGAACAUAAGUUUUGAGCAUAAUUUGAUGUCCUUUUUUUGUUCAACAGAAAAAUGUGUAUUUAUUUUAUUUUGAAACAACAAAUUUAUUAAUUGAAAAACUGGAAAAAUAAAAUAUUAAUAUAUACAAA
Eupeodes corollae is the source of this 3237-nucleotide messenger RNA. It is a transcript of the gene Amph, whose product is annotated as amphiphysin. Gene Ontology annotation, molecular function: phospholipid binding; protein binding. The record is from RefSeq and is a predicted model, not a curated record. The transcript has 10 exons. The coding region runs from base 78 to 1850 and encodes 590 amino acids. Gene Ontology annotation, cellular component: plasma membrane; cytoplasm. Lineage: Eukaryota; Metazoa; Arthropoda; Insecta; Diptera; Syrphidae.